CUGGAAAUGAGCAGGUGGUGUUGUGAGACUGGAGACAGGGGGGGAUUCCUGAACUCUUCUUGUUGAGGAAUCUCUGCCCCGCUGCUGAAUUUAAGACCCUAAAUUUUCUGGUUCAUGACCAGAAGAGAAGCCUGACCUGGGAGCGACACAUCAUGAAGUUUGACUUGGCUGCAGCUUCUUUGGCAUCGUUCCUCGUCUUUCUGUCUCCAGCCUGCUGCCAGCAGUCUGUGAACUGCAGAUGGGGGCCUUACGGAGAGUGGUCCGAGUGUGACGGCUGCACCAGCACUAAGGUGCGUACUCGCCAGGUGGAGGUGUACGCCCAGUUUGGGGGCGUGGCAUGUUCAGGAGAAGCCGCUGAAACACAACCAUGUGUUACGCGAAAAAGAUGUCCCCUGGAAAGGGGCUGUGGAGAAAGGUUCCGCUGCAGAUCUGGUCAGUGCAUCAGUCGCAGUCUGGUGUGUAACGGAGACCACGACUGUGACGACAACCUGGAUGAGAGAAACUGUGAGCGAGACAACCAACCGUUCUCAUGCGACCUCGACAAAACGCCUCCGAACUCUGACUACACAGGCAGAGGUUACGACGUGUUAACGGGGAAACUGAGAGCAGGCGUGAUCAACACUCUGAGCUUUGGAGGUCAGUGCAGGAAGGUGUUCAGUGGCGACCACAAAGUCUUUUACCGACUUCCGCAAAGCGUCCUCAGGUACAACUUCGAGGUGACAGUGGACAACGAAGACAGCGAUGAAUCCUACAACAGUGCCUGGUCGUACUCUCAGCACAUCCAGGCCAACUCCUUGUCUUCACACGACCGCCGCACCUUCCACAAAGAGCUCACUGAGCAUAAGGCGUACAGAUUAAUAGUCCUGAAGAAUAAAGUGGAACUGGCCCAGUUUCAGAACUCCGCCCCUCAGUACCUCACUCUGUCCGAAGGCUUCUGGAAGGCCUUGUCCUCGCUGCCGUUCACAUACGACUACUCUGCCUACCGCCAGCUGCUCCGGAAGUACGGCACGCAUUACCUCUCCGAGGGCUCGCUCGGCGGCGAAUACCAAGCCUUGUUGGAGUUAGACCGCCAGGCGUUCACCUCAUCCAAUACAACAGAUAUCGAGUACAAGAGGUGUUGGACGAAGACGAAACGUCGCUGGUUCCGGAAGAAAAAGAAAACCACAUGUGAAACACUCAUGAAUUCUUUCUCAUCCAGGGACGGACACAAAGUGAAUAAAAUGCCCAUUAAAGUCAACAUAUUUGGAGGAGAUCCAUCCUUCUUUGGCGCUCUGAGUAUUCUGGAUCUGGAAAAGCCAGAAGCUAAUGGAGAGAUCUAUGAUAACUGGGCCUCGUCAGUCAAAGACUUCCCUGACGUCAUAAACCAGAAGCUGCGUCCUCUGCACGAGCUGGUGAAGGAGGUGCAGUGUGCAGGUUUGAAGAAGCUGCACCUGAAGCGAGCCACAGAGGAGUACCUGGCCGAGGAGGAUCCCUGCCACUGCCGUCCCUGCCACAACAACGGGCAGCCGCUGCUGAGCGGCACCGUGUGUCGCUGCGUCUGCCGGCCGGGAACCUCGGGACCGGCCUGUGAGACUGGAGCUGUGAUCGGAGAGCAACCAGGGGUGAUCCAUGGCGGCUGGAGCUGCUGGUCCUCCUGGGCAUCUUGUUCUAGAGGUCAAAGGUCAAGAACUCGCAGCUGCAACAAUCCCACUCCCAGCGGAGCUGGACACCACUGCACCGGACCGACGGAGGAGCAUAGGCCUUGUGAAGACCCAGACAUCCAGUAUCUACAGACGAUGGAGCCUCAGUGCUUCUCUCUCUCUGUGACGCCACCAGUGACCUGUGGUCCGCCCCCGAACCUGAGGAACGGAUUCAUCCAGAAUCCCAAAGACUUGUACAUGGUUGGAAGCACGGUGGAUUUCUCCUGCAUCGAGGGCUAUCACCUCAGUGGACACGCUGCCGCUCGGUGCACUGAAGACAAGACGUGGACGCAGGGGACGUGGGUUUGUAUAAGAUCCAUGUGUCGGUAUCCACAACUCAGCGGGGACGUUGUGGGUACGCCCACCAAAGUGUCCUAUGGGAUUGGAGAGACUGUGUCCCUCCACUGUCCUGCGGGGUCGCUGCUGGACGGUGAGGUGUCAGAGGUCAUGUGUAGUCCCAGUCUGCAGUGGUCUCCGUCUCCUGCAGGCAUUCGAUGCAAAGCAGUGCCCACAGCUCCCACUCCUCCGCCCGGCCUGAAGUGUAAACCCUGGGAGAAAGUAGGAACAACCGGGUGUGUGUGUAUGAUGCCAUCUGAGUGCUCGAUAUCCCUGCCGUUGUGUGCCAGACUUGUCUCGACUCAAACCCCGCGGUUGCUCAGCUUGUGUCAGCUCGGCGCUCUGCGGUGUAUCGGACGCAGCUUCGUGCUGAACACUGACACCGACUGUCAAUGGCCACCGCCGAUUUUCACAUCCUGCAGGGACUGUCCACCAGGGACCGUCUGUCACGGUUCAGCUAGAGAAUGCAUUUGCCAGAAUGUGCCAGAUUGCCCCCGAGACUCCCCCCCCCUCUGCGUUAGCUCUGAUUUGACCAUGACCGAAUGUGAGGUGGGCGCCAGGAGGUGUGCGGGGGAGCGGUUCAACGUGACCGGCAUCGACUCUUGUCAAUAAUAAAGAUUGUUGUUUUAUUCAAUCUGUAGAUCAAACAGGAAGCUGUUUCUUUCCGAUAAGUACUAAAUUGUAACUAGAGGCCAAUUCACUUUUAAAAAAAAAAUGUCGUUCAUUUGGAUUUGCUAAAUUUUGAAAUAAAUUAUGAAGUUUUCAUCCAUCA
This is a messenger RNA of Platichthys flesus (European flounder), 2787 nucleotides long. RefSeq names its product complement component C7-like. Gene Ontology annotation, biological process: immune response. The coding region runs from base 153 to 2627 and encodes 824 amino acids. Gene Ontology annotation, cellular component: membrane attack complex. The record is from RefSeq and is a predicted model, not a curated record. NCBI's taxonomy places the organism in Eukaryota, Metazoa, Chordata, Actinopteri, Pleuronectiformes, Pleuronectidae. The transcript has 18 exons. Gene Ontology annotation, molecular function: protein binding.